CUCUCUCUCUCUCUUUUCAGUUUUUCUUUUUAUUGUAUGAUUGCAUUUUGGCUUCUCCGCUUUCCUGUGAAUGUGGUGUGUGAGAGAAGCUUCUUGAUAUUUGUGAUUCUCUUCAAAUCCCUUCUAAACAAAACAAAUGAUGGUGAGAUUUCUGUUUCACCCCAUUGUAUGGGAAUGACGACAAUGUGCAUGGAAAAAUCAUCGUAAAAGUCCCAUGAUGUAAUAGAAAAUGAAGUUCUGGGGGUGUCAGAUCUGAGAAAAUUAGCCUGUGGAAAGGUUUGGAGAAGCUUUCUAACGUUUUGCCAUGCGGGGACGGCAGCGAGUAGCAUCCAGAGACCACAUAUCUGGGCAUGAAAAAGAAGAAAAUCAAGCUUCAGUUCGUUUACCAACUGUCAAACCUUGUUGGCAGCGAUCUUUGCGGCAUGUAGUAGUGGCUUCUCUUUCUUCAUUCUUAUAUGGAUACCAUAUUGGAGUAGUCAAUGAAACCUUAGAGAGCAUUUCUGUAGAUCUCAGCUUUAGUGGGAAUACAAUGGCUGAAGGUCUUGUAGUAAGUAUAUGUUUAGGAGGAGCUUUUAUUGGAUCUCUGUUCAGUGGGUGGAUUGCAGAUGGUGUUGGGCGUAGAAGAAGUUUCCAGUUGUGUGCUUUACCUAUGAUUAUCGGGGCUGGAAUGAGUGCAACAGCAAAAUCCCUGUGGGGCAUGCUUUUGGGAAGGUUAUUUGUUGGUACUGGAAUGGGACUUGGCCCACCUGUUGCAGCUCUUUAUGUGGCUGAGGUCUCACCUCCAGCUGUGCGGGGUGCUUUUGGGGGUUUAACUCAAAUAGCAACAUGUCUUGGACUCAUGGGUUCUCUCUUUAUUGGAAUCCCAGCGAAGGAUAUUGUGGGUUGGUGGAGGAUUUGUUUUUGGGUAUCUGUCAUUCCUGCUACAAUACUUGCACUUUUUAUGGAGAUUUGUGCAGAGUCUCCAUAUUGGCUAUUCAAGAGAGGAAGAACCAUUGAAGCCGAAGCUGAAUUUGAGAAGCUCUUGGGAGGGGUUCAUGUGAAAGCUGCAAUGACUGAACUUUCAAAGUCUGACAGAGGUGAUGGGUCUGAUACAGUAAAACUCUCUGAAUUACUCUUUGGCUGCCAUUUCAGAGUGAUGUUCAUUGGAUCCACACUUUUUGCAUUGCAGCAGCUAUCUGGCAUAAAUGCUGUUUUCUAUUUCUCUUCAGCUGUCUUUGAAAGCUUUGGUGUACCAUCUGAUAUUGCAAACACCUGUGUGGGAAUUUGCAAUUUAUUGGGGUCAGUUGUCGCAAUGAUUCUGAUGGAUAAACUUGGAAGGAAAGUGCUUCUCCUGGGUAGCUUUUUUGGCAUGGCAUUAGCAAUGGGUCUACAAGUCCUUGCUGCAAGUUAUUUUGUAUCAGGAUUGGGAGCAAUGUAUUUAUCUGUUGGUGGCAUGUUGCUGUUUGUGCUAUCAUUUGCUUUCGGUGCUGGUCCAGUUCCUUGUCUCCUCAUGUCUGAAAUUCUACCUGGCAAGAUCAGAGCCAAGGCAAUGGCAAUUUGCCUGGCUGUGCAUUGGGUGAUAAACUUCUUCGUGGGUCUAUUCUUUUUGCGCAUGCUGGAGCUAAUUGGGCCCCAACUUCUGUAUAGUGCUUUUGGUUCCUUUUGUUUGACGGCGGUGAUUUUUGUGAAGAAAUUUGUUCUGGAAACAAAAGGGAAGUCACUCCAGGAAAUUGAAAUUGCGCUUCUUUCUCAAGAAACAACCCAAAUGAACUAAAGUGGCCGUACGGUUAAGGUAUAGGCAUAUAUUCAUUUGUUGAAAGAGUUGUGGAAACAUUUUCAUGUAAAAAGUA
Molecule: messenger RNA, 1829 nt
Organism: Abrus precatorius (Indian licorice)
Lineage: Eukaryota; Viridiplantae; Streptophyta; Magnoliopsida; Fabales; Fabaceae
Product: probable plastidic glucose transporter 3
Exons: 14
Coding region: 305-1753 (482 amino acids)
Biological process (GO): monosaccharide transmembrane transport
Cellular component (GO): membrane
Molecular function (GO): hexose transmembrane transporter activity
Source: RefSeq, a predicted model, not a curated record